AUGCAUUGGAGUCGAUACUUAGCGCUAGUAGCAGUUGUGCUGCUGGAGGUUGAUACUGCACGUGGAGAUUUCGGUAUAGCGCCGGCUAUUCAAGGCUCAACUGCAGUGGAAAUGUACGCGCGGCGAAUUCGCGACGAAGCCAGUGGAGUCGCGAACGCCUACGGAGACAUCACGCUCGAUGGACCAUCGGACGCAUUCAACCAGGCGGCCCUUGCACUCAAGACGAUGUUUGAGCAGAUUGUAAACUCCGUACUACCGAUCGCACAAGCAAUCGCCACGCUGGCCCCGGACGAUGUCGGUCCAGCGGAAAACCUUUUCGGAGAUGUCGAUACGAAGAUUGCCAGCAUGUUGACGUUCAUCAAUGGCGAUGCGCAAACCCAGCUCGCCACCAUACAGACGAAAGUGAGUGUGUACGUUCGCAAGGAGCUGAAUGACAUUCUGAACUCGCUGAAAAUAACGUUAGGUGAGCUGCGAACUGCACUGAACACACUCCGUACCGCCGUCAUCAGUGCGCGCACCAAUCGUGCCAAUUCUACCAACAUCCAGUACUACGUGAAGUCCUCGAUGGUGGUGAUGGUGCAGACGAAAACGCUCCAACUCUCCACAGACCUGCCGGCGGCGACCUUCUCCGCGAUCGAGUCGGCCCGUACGAUCAAUCAGGCCAACUUAUUCAUCCAGAUCGGCAUAACCGUUUCGACCGGCACAAUGCUGGCCGAUCUUUGGGAGAGUGAGAUGCUGAAGGCAUACGAAAAGAUCGUGGGAUUUCUGGACCAACUGAGGGCGCUCGUGGCGUCGGAGAUCCCGAAAGUAAAUGCCCGCAUGGCGCUAUUUGCUCAGGUUUUCAGUCCACUAACGACACCGCUCGGUACGAAGUACGGUGAGAUUAGUACGGUUUACGGGAAGAUCACCACCGGCACCGGUGAUAAUGUGCUCAACGCGUACAAAACGUUAGUCGCAUCGGCGCUCGGGUACAUCAGUAAUCUUAUGCGUGUGUUCUUCCCACCGAUCGAACCCGUGAUUAAGCGUCUGGCGGAGGUGUUAGUCCAGCGAGGACCGUACAGUGACUAUUGCUACGAAACGUACUACCCGAAGGUGGAACAGUAUCUGUACUCGGGCGAAAUGAAUGUGCUGACGUGUCUCAAUACAGAGCUGGAGCGCGAAAAGUAUCUGAUGGAGGCGGUCAUGGAGGUCAUUUACGAGCUGCAGUUCUUCCUGGAAGACACCGAAGCUUAUCUGAAAGUUUGCUAUCGUUUGUCACUGUUCGAUACGGCGUUGGCUAAUCAGUGCUUGCAGGAGCACACGGAAUUCUCCGAACCGAUUCCUUGCACGGCCAUCAAGGAGUACGCCGUCAUGCUUCAGCUUCUGUGCAAGGAGGUCGACUCACUCCGUUACCGGCUGUGGGCCUGUGUGUCCCGCGAUACGGUAAGGUUCCCGCUCGAAGCCAAAGACAUAUUGGCCAACGUUGAAAAGUGCCAGCAGUAUGGCCCUCAGUAG
Molecule: messenger RNA, 1494 nt
Organism: Anopheles moucheti
Lineage: Eukaryota; Metazoa; Arthropoda; Insecta; Diptera; Culicidae
Exons: 3
Coding region: 1-1494 (497 amino acids)
Source: RefSeq, a predicted model, not a curated record